AAAAAACAUUACCUUACAUUCAAUUGGAGGCGCAACUUUGCAUCUGCAAGUUAGUAUGUAGCGUUUGCCUAAUUUUCUAAGUGCGGAAGACUUGUGUAAUCAUUUUUAUAAAUGCAUCAGUAUUCUUUCUGAUCCCAACUUACACAUGUUUGCUCAAAUUGCUUCGCCUGCCUCGUCGACCUAGGAUGAAAUACUAGAAUUUCAAUAUAUUCAUUACCCAGAAAUUCCCCACCAACAUUAAAAAGAGCCGGAAUGUGACGGAAAGCCUUCGUUUCAACAGUUCUAUCACCUUGUACAUAUUAAGACAUCUGGCCUUAGAUAUGGCAUGGACGAUGAAUCGAAUAAAUUUGGCCGUAAAUAAUAACCAUAGUCGUUAUUUGAUACACUGCAAAAAUUAUUUAAAAGAAGUUUUAAGUUCAGGAGUACUGGGUGCUGAGGCAGCCUCACUAGAUAUAAUUGAACUUAUACCUGGAGACAAGUAUGCCAAAAUUGAUGUCAAUUGUAAACUACCAGUAUAUCAUAGCUCCAAUAAACCUUCAGUAAGACAAACACCAACCGCAUUGGCAUUUUAUAUUCAGCAGUAUAUGAAUAGUGGGAGUAGUGAAUUGAGAUCACUUUUGCAUAAGGGUUAUCCAAAAAUGAAGAUUCCUGUUUUUCAGUUUUUUAUAACUACACAGACCUGUAUAGUAAAUACUCCUUCAAAUGAUUCAGAACAUUUGCAGUCAUCCAAUGAUGUAAUAUGUACUGCUAUUCCAACGUCUAUCAAACCUAAUAAUGUUUAUGGGUUGGAACGUGAUAAACUUGUCAAAAUAAUUAGUACAAGAUUGAAAGCAAUAAGGAAGAAAUCUCAUCCUUUAGAGUCAAUAAAUUUAAUAUCUGAUAAUUAUGAAGAGAUAAAUAUCUCUCCUGAAUCUAUUAAACGAGAUCACACUUCCAUCACUGCAUGGGCAAAAUAUUGGAAGGAGAGACAAGAUUGGAGAGCUAUAGCUAAACGCGAUAGAAGACUUCGUCAUCAAAGUACGGGACUAGAAUUUUUAACACAUAAUCAAGAAAAGAGUAAUGAUGUGGAAAAUUGAAACUUGACUAAAUAUUGUAUAAAUAAUACUUAUUAAGACGUAUUUUUUCGAAUUCUUAUGUUUCCUCUAAUAUAAAAAGUACAAUAUUCUUUUUGUUUCAAACAUGGUAUUUGUGUUCUGUAGGAUGUUACUAGUAGAGUACCUCUAACAGCAUUCGAAAUCAUCUAGUUCAUGAUCAUAUUCCAUCGACACCUAGCUUCUUACUUAAUUAACCAUCUCUCUCGUGUGCUGAACAUUCAAAAACCUGUUUUCAAGAUUCUUUUGUUUUAUUCUCAUCGUUUAUUAAUACUGACUAAACUUAUAUAACACUCAUUUGUUUGUCCUAUCCUACAGUCAGUUGUAAUUAUCUCAGUUUUGAAUCUCAUUAGACUAUCUGUUCCGUCAUGAUUAUAACUAGGUCUUCUGACAGUUGGUAGCAUGAAACCUAUGUUUAGGACUUAUUGUCCCAAUAUACAAGAAAGGAUUAUAACCAUCCUGUGAUAACCAUAGAGGGACUAGUUUGACUAAUAUAGCUUCUAAAAUACUAGCCUCAAUAAUUAUCAGGCGCC
Messenger RNA from Schistosoma rodhaini, 1624 nucleotides. NCBI's taxonomy places the organism in Eukaryota, Metazoa, Platyhelminthes, Trematoda, Strigeidida, Schistosomatidae. The record is from the annotation of a GenBank genome assembly.